AUGGAUGAGGCAGAGCAGGACCAGCAUGAGGCCCGACUCAAGGAGCUGUUUGACAGUUUUGACACGACGGGCACCGGGUCCCUGGGACAGGAGGAACUCACCGACCUUUGCCACAUGUUGAGCUUGGAAGAGGUGGCCCCGGUGCUGCAAGAGACGCUGCUUCAGGACAACCUCCUGGGCAGGGUGCAUUUUGACCAAUUUAAAGAAGCAUUAAUACUUAUCUUGUCUAGAACUCUAUCAAAUGAAGAACACUUUCAAGAACCAGACUGCACUCUCGAAGCUCAGCCCAAAUAUGUUAGAGGUGGGAAGCGUUACGGACGAAGGUCCUUACCUGAGUUUCAAGGAUCCGUGGAGGAAUUUGCAGAGGUGACAGUGAUUGAGCCACUCGAUGAAGAAGCAAGGCCUUCACGUAUCCCAGCCAGCGACCACAGUGAGAACUGGAAGACGCAGCGCAGCGAGGAGUAUGAAGCAGAAGGCCAGUUAAGAUUUUGGAACCCAGAUGAUUUGAAUGCCUCACAAAGUGGGCCUUCCCCUCCCCAAGACUGGAUAGAAGAGAAACUGCAGGAGGUUUGUGAAGAUUUGGGGAUCACCCGUGAUGGUCACCUAAACCGAAAGAAGCUGAUCUCCAUCUGUGAGCAGUAUGGUUUGCAGAAUGUCGAUGGAGAGAUGCUUGAAGAAGUCUUCCAUAAUCUUGAUCCUGAUGGUACGAUGAGUGUAAAAGAUUUUUUCUACGGCUUGUUCAAAAAUGGAAGAUCCCUUACCCCAUCAGCAUCUACCCCAUAUAGACAAUUGAAAAGGCACCUCUCCAUGCAGUCUUUCGAUGAGAGUGGACGACGGACCACAACCCCGUCUGCGAUGACAAGUACCAUUGGCUUUCGGGUCUUCUCCUGCCUGGAUGACGGGAUGGGCUAUGCAUCAGUGGAGAGAAUACUUGACACCUGGCAUGAAGAGGGCAUUGAGAACAGCCAGGAGAUCCUGAAGGCCUUGGAUUUCAGCCUUGAUGGAAAUGUUAAUUUGACAGAACUGACGCUGGCUCUUGAAAAUGAACUUUUGGUUACCAAGAACAGCAUUCACCAGGCAGCUCUGGCCAGCUUUAAGGCUGAGAUCCGGCAUUUGCUGGAGCAAGUUGAUCAAGUGGUCAGAGAAAAAGAGAAGCUACGGUCAGAUCUGGAAAAAGCUGAGAAGCUCAAGUCUCUAAUGGCCUCAGAGGUGGACGAUCACCACGCAGCCAUAGAGCGGCGGAAUGAGUACAACCUCAGGAAACUGGAUGAAGAGUACAAGGAACGAAUAGCAGCCUUAAAGAAUGAGCUUCGAAAGGAGAGAGAACAGAUCCUACAACAGGUGGGCAAGCAGCGUUUGGAACUUGAGCAGGAAAUUGAAAAGGCAAAAACAGAAGAGAAUUACACCCGGGACCGCCUUGCCCUCUCUUUAAAGGAAAACAGUCGUCUAGAAAAUGAGCUUCUGGAAAAUGCAGAGAAGUUGGCAGAGUAUGAGAAUCUGACAAACAAACUUAAGCGAAAUUUGGAAAAUGUUUUGGCAGAAAAGUUUGGUGACCUUGAUCCCAGCAGUGCUGAAUUCUUUUUGCAAGAAGAAAGGCUGACACAGAUGAGAAAUGAAUAUGGGCAGCAGUGCAGGCUAUUACAAGACCAAGUAGAUGAACUCCAGUCUGAGCUGGAAGAAUAUCGUGCACAAGGCAAAGUGCUCAGACUUCCCUCGAAGAACUCACCGUCAGAAGAACUUGAUAUUAACAGUGGUUGCCUCGAGCCUGACCAGGGGCUUGGUUCUGAAGAAUGCAAUCCAUUGAAUAUGAGCAUCGAGGCGGAGCUGGUCAUCGAACAGAUGAAAGAACAACAUCACAGGGACUUGUGUUGCCUGAGACUGGAGCUUGAAGAUAAAGUGCAUCAUUAUGAAAAGCAGCUAGAUGAAACCAAGGUUGCCUGUAAAAAGGAGCAGGAGAACGUGAAGCAAAAGUAUGAGAAUGAAGUGCACAUCUUGGAAGAACAAAUAAGUGACCUUAAAAAUGAAAUUGCAGAACUUCAGGGCCAGACAGUGGCACUCAAGGAGGUACAACACACGGCUAUCUGCAGACAUGAGGAGGAGAAAAAACAACUGGAAAUGAAGUGGGAUGAGGAAAAGGCUCACCUGCAGGAGGAGCUGAGGCUGGAGCAUGAGAUGGAGCUAAGGGCUAGGCUGCAGCAGGCAGAGGAAAGCUUUAAUGGAGAGAGGGAAAAACUCAUUCAAAAUGGUGCCUGGACAGAAGAGAAGGUGAGAAGCUUGACUCAGGAACUAGAACAAGUUCACCAGGAACAGCUGAAAAGCCUGGUGCAGAAGCAUACUCUUGAGAAAGAGGAAUUGCAAAAAGAGCUCUUGGAAAAACACCAAAGGGAACUACAUGAGGGAAGGGAAAAAAUGGAAACUGAGUGUAAUAGAAGAACCUCUCAGAUAGAAGCCCAGUUUCAGGCUGACUGUCAGAAAGUCGCUGAGAGAUAUGAAAAUGCUCUGCGAAGUCUGGAGGGGCACUACCGCCGAGAGCUGAAGGAGGCCCUGGAACAACAGCGCGAGGAGAGAUCCCAGUGGGAGUUUGAGAAGGAUGAGCUCACCCAGGAGUGUGCAGAAGCCCAGGAGCAGCUUAAAGAGACUCUCCAGAGAGAGAAAGCGACUUCUCUGGUCCUGACCCAGGAGAGAGAGAUGCUGGAGAAAACAUACAGAGAACAUUUGAAUAGCCUGGUUGUUGAGAGACAGCAGCUACUCAAAGACCUGGAAGAUCUAAGAACUGUGUCCGAAAGUCAGCAAAGUCUGCUGUCCAGCCAGAUACUUGAGCUGAAGAGCAGUCACGAAAGAGAACUGAAGGACCGUGAGCAGGUCCUGUGCCAGGCAGGCGCCUCGGAGCAGCUGGCCAGCCAGAGGCUUGAAAGGCUCGAAAGGGAACGUGACCAGGAGAGGCAGGAAAUGAUGUCCAAGCUUCUGGCCGUGGAGAGUGUCUACAGAGCGACCUGUGAGAAAGCAGAUCGAGAGAGGGCUGAGAUGAGCACAGAAAUCUCCAGGCUUCAGAAUAAAAUGAAGGAAAUGGAGCAGGUGGGAUCUCCUCCCUCCAGGCUUCAGAAUGGCUGCCAGGCAGUGGGAAGGGAGGAAGUGGCAGGAAGUGGAGCCAUGUCCCUGCUCCAGCAAGGAGAGCAGCUGUUGGAAGAGAACGGAGGCGUCCUCUUAAGCCUGCAAAGAGCUCAUGAACGAGCAGUGAAGGAAAAUGUGAAAAUGGCAACUGAAAUUUCUAGGUUGCAACAGAGGCUGCAAAAAUUAGAGCCAGAGUCAGUAAUGUCUUCUUGUUUAGAUGAGCCAACUACUGGGUUUUUUGGAAAUUCCGAGGAACAAACAGAGCCAUUUUUACUGCCAAACCGAAUGAAACAAGUAGAAGGUGGAACAAUGCAGCACGUCCUAAGUGACCUGCAAGGCGAUGAGGUCCGGGAUCUGGAAAGUACGGGGACAAGCUCUGGUCAGAGACAGGAGGUCAGAAUAGAGGAGUCUGAAGCAUCAAUAGAGAGUUUUUCUGAGCUUGAAAAUAGUGAGGAGACCAGGACUGAAACCUGGGACCUAAAGAAUCACAUUGGCCAGCUUCAGGAACAACUAAUGAUUUUACGCGCAGACUGUGACCGAGCUUCUGAAAAGAAACAGGACUUACUUUUUGAUGUUUCUGUGCUAAAAAAGAAAUUAAAGACGCUUGAAAGAAUCCCUGAGGCUUCCGCCAAGUAUAAAUUGUUAUAUGAAGAUGCUAGUAGAGAAAACGAGUGUCUUCAGGAAGAGCUGAGAGUGAUGGAGACGCGGUACGAUGAAGCACUAGAAAAUAACAAAGAACUCACUUCAGAAAUGUUCCGAUUACAGGAUGAGCUAAAGAAAAUUGAAGAAUUGACUGAAACAUUCCUUACCCUGGAAAAGAGUUAUGACGAGGUCAAAAGAGAAAAUGAGGAACUGCAUGUUCUGGUUUUGAGACUUCAAGACAAGGUGGAGAAGCUGCAAGAAAGAGCUGUGCUGCCGUAUGACUGCUUCUCCUUAUGGGAAGCCCAUUUAGAUAACCUGGAAGUCGGACCUGAUGAAAAGGUCCUUGAACUAAAUCAGACACCGGAAGAGUGUGUACCAAAGAUUAUGAAUGUACCCCAUAUUAUAGAAGAACAUUGUCAAGAAAACCAGUACCUAGAGCAGGAGAAUACACAGCUCUUAGAAAAAGUAAAAGCACAUGAAAUUGCCUGGCUACAUGGAACGCUCCAGACACAUCAAGAAAAGCCUGGAGUACAGAACCAAGUAAUACUGGAGGAAAACGCUGCUCUCCUCAGCCUUCAGGACAAACACUUUCAGCGCCAGGCCACAAUCACAGAGUUAGAACGGGAGAAGCAGCAGCUGCAGGAGCUGACUAGGAAGUUGAGGGAAAGAGUCACUGCUUUAGUUAAGCAAAAAGAUGUACCUUCUCAAGGAGAAAAGGAGGAAGAGCUGAAGGCAAUGAUGCAUGACUUGCAAAUCACGUGCAGUGAGAUGCAGCAAAAAGUUGAGCUUCUGAGAUAUGAAUCUGAGAAGCUUCAAGAGGAAAAUUCUAUUUUGAGAAAUGAAAUUACUACUUUAAAUGAAGAAGACAGCAUUUCUAACCUGAAAUUAGGGAAAUUAAAUGGAUCUCAGGAAGAAAUGUGGCAAAAAAUAGAAACCGUAAAACAGGAAAAAGCUGCAGUUCAGAAGAUGGUUGAAAAUUUAAAGAAACAGAUUUCAGAAUUAAAAACCAAAAACCAACAGUUGGAUGUGGAAAAUAUGGAGCUUAGCCAAAAAAAUUCUCAAAAUCAGAAAGAACUGCAAGAAGUUAAUCAACGUCUGGCAGAAAUGCUAAGUCAGAAGGAUAAAGAGCCAGGACACAGUACAUGUGAGGAAUGGGAACAAGAGAAGUCUAAUCUAAAAGAAGAACUGGAACACUGUAAAGUGCAGUCUUCCACUUUAGUGUCUUCUCUGGAGGCAGAACUUUCUGAAGUUAAACUACAAAUUCACAUUGUGGAACAGGAAAACCUCCUUCUCAAAGAUGAACUGGAGAAAAUGAAACAACUGCACAGAUGUCCCAAUCUCUCUGACUUCCAGCAAAAAAUUUCUAGUAUUCUAAGCCACAAUGAAAAACUGCUGAAAGAAAAGGAAGCUCUAAGUGAAGAAUUAAAUAGCUGUGUUGAUAAGUUGGCAAAAUCAAGUCUUUUAGAGCACAGAAUUGCUACUAUGAAGCAAGAACAGAAGUCUUGGGAACACCAGAGCGAAAGCUUAAAAUCACAGCUAGUGGCUUCACAGGAAAAGGUUCAGAAUUUAGAAGACACCCUGCAAAAUGUAAACCUGCAAAUGUCCCGAAUUAAAUCUGAUCUACGAGUGACUCAGCAGGAAAAGGAGGCUUUAAAACAAGAAGUGAUGUCUCUACACAAGCAACUUCAGGAUGCUGGUGAUGAGAACUGGGCCCCAGAAAUAGGCACCCAUCCAUCAGGAUUCCAUAACCAACAGCAAAGGCUGUCCUGGGACAAGUUGGAUCACCUGAUGAAUGAGGAACAACAGCUGCUUUGGCAAGAGAAUGAGAGACUCCAAACCGUGGUACAGAACACCAAAGCAGAACUCAUACACUCCCGGGAGAAGGUCCGUCAACUGGAAUCCAACCUUCUUCCUCCUAAGCUCCAAAAACAUCUAAACUCAUCAGGUACUGUGAAGCCCACAGAGCAGGAAAAGUCGAGCUUAAAGAGAGAGUGUGAACAGUUUCAAAAGGAACUAUCUCCUACUAAUAGGAAGGUUAGUCAGAUGAAUUCCCUUGAACGAGAAUUAGAAACAAUUCAUUUGGAAAAUGAAGGCCUGAAAAAGAAACAAGUAAAACUGGAUGAGCAGCUAAUGGAGAUGCAGCACCUGAGGUCCACUGUGAUGCUUAGCCCAUCCCCUCAUGCUUGGGAUCUGCAGCUGCUCCAGCAGCAAGCCUGUCCAAUGGUUCCCAGGGAGCAAUUUCUGCAGCUUCAAUAUCAGCUGCUACAGCCAGAAAGGAUAAACCAGUGCCUGCAGGAGGAACUUGAAAACAGGACUUCUGAAAUCAACACACCACAGGGAAACCAGGAACACCUGGUAACUGUCAUGGAGGAACGAAUGAUGGAAGUUGAACAAAAAUUGAAACUGGUGAAAAGACUUCUUCAGGAGAAAGUGAAUCAGCUCAAAGAACAACUCUGCAAGAAUACUAAAGCAGAUGAGAUGGUGAAGGAUUUGUAUGUGGAAAAUGCCCAAUUGUUGAAAGCUCUGGAAAUAACUGAACAGCGACAAAAAACAGCAGAGAAGAAAAAUUACCUCCUAGAGGAGAAGAUUGCCAGCCUCAGUAAUAUAGUCAGGAAUCUGACACCAGCACCACUGACUUCUACACCUCCCUUAAGGUCAUAGCCAAGCCAAAGGAUAAACACUCAUAAUUGUGCACUUUACUGAAAUGGAUGGAGCAUUUCAGUAUGUUCUCUCAAC
Messenger RNA from Lipotes vexillifer (Yangtze River dolphin), 6489 nucleotides. RefSeq names its product ninein (gene NIN). NCBI's taxonomy places the organism in Eukaryota, Metazoa, Chordata, Mammalia, Artiodactyla, Lipotidae. Gene Ontology annotation, molecular function: calcium ion binding. The coding region runs from base 1 to 6414 and encodes 2137 amino acids. Gene Ontology annotation, biological process: centrosome-templated microtubule nucleation; centrosome localization; microtubule anchoring at centrosome. The record is from RefSeq and is a predicted model, not a curated record. The transcript has 30 exons. Gene Ontology annotation, cellular component: pericentriolar material; centrosome; centriole.